Lagenorhynchus albirostris (white-beaked dolphin) is the source of this 717-nucleotide messenger RNA. RefSeq names its product N-acetyltransferase 8 (putative) (gene NAT8). Gene Ontology annotation, molecular function: N-acetyltransferase activity. The record is from RefSeq and is a predicted model, not a curated record. NCBI's taxonomy places the organism in Eukaryota, Metazoa, Chordata, Mammalia, Artiodactyla, Delphinidae.
AUGGCUCAUCAAAUCCACAAAUACCAGGAAAAUUAUCGCAAAUGGGUCGUGGGCUUGUUCUCCAAGGUGAUGACCGAGCACCUUCCCGCAACCUUCCACCACAUCCUAAAGCUGCCCCGAACACUUGUGCACUUGCUUGCGGGGGCCCUUGCCCUAUUCCUGGUCUCUGGCUCCUGGGUCCUGACCUUCGUGGCCAGCCUUGCCCUCCUUGCUGCCCUGAGGUUUCCUGCCAAAUACCACUGGAUCCAGUUUGAGGUCAUGUCUUUCACAGACAUGUCUGACAUCACCAAAUCCUACUUCAGUGAGAGUGGCUCCUGCUUCUGGGUGGUUGAGUCUGGGGGGCAGGUGGUGGGCAUGGUGGGAGUGCUGCCCAUUCAGAAGGCCACCCUGUGGAAUGAGCAGUUGCAGCUGCUUCACCUACGUGUGGCCCUGGAGCACCGCGGUCAGGGGAUAAGUAAAGCCCUGGUCAGGACUGUCGAGUCUGCGUGGCACCAGGGCUACAGCAAAGUGGUCCUCAGCACCAGCGCACUGCAGUACUCUGCCCUGGCCCUUUACCAGCGCCUCGGCUUCUGGAAGAUGGGCUAGUUUUUCUUCUCCACAAGCUAUAGGCUAGUUGCUGUCCCUGCAAUUCAAUUUAUCUGCCGUCUCCCCUCUGCUCAGGUCUCUCAGGCACUGGAGCAAGGAGGGGGCCCUAUGAUCUGUGUCGUUGUGGAUUAG